ACAUUAUAGAGAUACAUUAAUAUUUUUACUGACAGUGUGCAUAGUGAGUCGCCUUUGUUGUAUGUACCAAUUUAUAGGUACGUCAAACCCUAAAAAAGACUUGGAAGUGUUGUUCUUUUAAAUAUUAUGAAAGUGGAAUAUAUCGAAUUCUGGCAACCCGUGUACGGCACCUUUGCCCGGAUUAUAACUUCCGGGUCGUUUUGGUAAAUGGUUUUGGGUUGUGACUAAUCAUCUCUAAUUGCCCUUAAUAUGUUUGUGUUCUUAGUCUCAACACAAUUAUUCCAAAUGAAAUUACUCGCUCUUUCAUAUUUAUCGUUUUGUCGUUCAACAUUUCAACAUCAGAAAAAUAACUAAAUUGACCUCACGGAAAUGACGACACAGUGAACGUGCACAUGUAAACUGGAGGUGCAUUACAUACAUGUGCUGGCAGCAACACGCAAUUUAGAGUCUAGUUGGACGCAAAGGAGGGGACAAUUCACAUGCGAGACCAAAACAUCUCUACGUUUGCACCAUGAGCGGUCAGAGUUAUUAUCCCCCUCCGGACUUUGGCUGUCCCGUUCCCGAUUCGGCGGUGAUAAGACCAGCAACAUUCCAGUGCCAACAGCCACCCUGGAGCAACUUUCACCCCGGUAUGUGGAACUGGUUCGAGCAACCGUGCACCCCGUGGGGCUACAACGGUCAAGGAUCCCGGGGCGGCGGCGGGGGCGGCGGACCCCCCGGUGGAGAACAUUACGGGUUCAGUCAUUCACGCGGGCAGGGGUUCAAACGUGGUGCAAGAUAUGGUCCGCACCACGUCCACGUUAACAAGCAGAUGAAAAGAAAAGAACCAGAGUUUUCCCACUUCUGUGACACGUGUGACAAAGGGUUUAAAAAUCAAGAAAAGUAUGAUGAACAUAUUGCUCAACAUGUCAAGUGUUCGGUUGAAGACUGCAGUUUUACUGCUCAUGAGAAGUUGGUGAACAUUCACUGGAUCAAUAACCACGCCCCAGGAGCCAAAAGAAUCAAGUUGGAUACCCCAGAAGAAAUAGUAAAAUGGAGAGAAGAGAGGCGCAGGAAAUACCCAACUCUGCAGAACGUGGAGAAGAAGAGGAGAGUGAUGGAGACCAGGCAGGAGAGAGGAGAGGUUCUGGAAACGGCACAGUUUGGAAGGAUGAGGAGAAGAAGAGGCAGGGGGAGGGGGCCCAGAAGAGGCUUCCAGCAGGGCGGGGGGGGCAGACCCCUGGCCCCAGGAGGGGGAGGGGCAGAGCGAGCACCCCCCCUCACACAAACCUCCCAGGAGGGAGAUCCUCUGGGGGCUCUGGCCAGCAGUGACCCAGACUCGGACAUAGAGGAGUCAGCGGACAAUGCUAAGGGGGCAGGAAUCACUGUGGUGCCCAAACAGAUGACCUCGGGGCUGGGGGCGCUAAUGGCUAACUACGGCUCUAUGACAGAGAGUGACAGCGACCAGGAGCCGGACUUGCUCCCAAUCCAGAGAGCCAGCCUGCUCCUGUCGGAGAACCAGGUGCUUUUGAAGUCAGUCAGCCCUCAGAACCCAACACAGUCUCUGGGAAGGAGACCAUACCCUGAGAGCAUGAAGCCCAGGCCUGUUCCCCCCCUACCUCCCUGCAGUGGAAGGAGAGGGGGCCGGAGGGGGCAGCAACACACAGCACUGCCCCGGCGCCGUGCCACUUUACUGGAGAUGCUGCUGGCUCCAGACAUCCGCCAUGAGAGGAACGUUCUCCUGCAGUGUGUACGCUACAUCGUGCGGAACAACUUAUUUGGUCUGGAGGUUAAAACUCUGAACAGACAGGAGUCAGAGAAGAGGGCAGUGAGCGCUACAGAGGACAGGGCAGUGAGCGCUACAGAGGACAGGGCAGUGAGCGCUACAGAGGAGAGGGCAGUGAGCGCUACAGAGGACAGGGCAGUGAGCUCUACAGAGGAGAGGGCAGUGAGCUCUACAGAGGACAGGGCAGUGAGCGCUACAGAGGACAGGGCAGUGAGCGCUACAGAGGAGAGGGCAGUGAGCUCUACAGAGGAGAGGGCAGUGAGCGCUACAGAGGAGAGGGCAGUGAGCUCUACAGAGGAGAGGGCAGUGAGCUCUACAGAGGAGAGGGCAGUGAGCUCUACAGAGGACAGGGCAGUGAGCGCUACAGAGGAGAGGGCAGUGAGCGCUACAGAGGAGAGGGCAGUGAGCGCUACUGGAGAAGACCUUAGGAUCCUAAAGGAGAGAGAGAGUCAAGCUGGUAACAGUCACAUGAGGUCAGCAGAGCUAGCUAGCGACCAGCCACCAGUUCACUGCCUCAGAUGGCAGGUUGACAGUCUGAGUGUUUCCAGUCUGAGUGUUUCCAGUCUGAGUGUUUCCAAGGUGUUCUCUGAGCAGAGGCCCAGUCAGACAUCAGGCGCUGAUGUCAUGGAGACGGUAGUUGAGCGAGGCAUGCCACACAAGGAACACCUCCACACUCUGCCCCUGGAAGAGAAGCCUAACCCUGGGAUUAGACCUCCUAUAGACCCAGACCAACCCUAUAGACCUUCUACAGACCAGCCUUAUAGACCUCCUACAGUCCCAGAUCAGCCCUAUAGACCUCCUACAGACCCAGACCAGCCCUAUAGACCUUCUACAGUCCCAGACCAGCCCUAUAGACCUCCUACAGUCCCAGACCAGCCCUAUAGACCUCCUACAGUCCCAGACCAGCCCUGCAGCAGGACUGUGUGA
Hypomesus transpacificus is the source of this 2692-nucleotide messenger RNA. It is a transcript of the gene nufip1, whose product is annotated as nuclear FMR1 interacting protein 1. Lineage: Eukaryota; Metazoa; Chordata; Actinopteri; Osmeriformes; Osmeridae. The record is from RefSeq and is a predicted model, not a curated record. Gene Ontology annotation, biological process: box C/D snoRNP assembly. Gene Ontology annotation, molecular function: RNA binding. The transcript has 11 exons. Bases 512 to 2692 code for a protein of 726 amino acids. Gene Ontology annotation, cellular component: nucleus.